CUCUUCGUUACUGCUGUCCCUAAAUUUGCGCGUCAAGCGCUUAACACGUGUCAAAAAUCCUCCUGCCCAAACAAUUUUUAUGGAGCAUCUCACAAUUACGCGGCGUUAACGCCGAGCAAAUGGAAUUUUCAUUUUUGACAGGGCGUUACGUGCUGAAGUUGGGUGGGGACGACGGAAAGAAAAAGAAAGGACAAAAAAGUGAAAGAGGAAACGAGAGGAAAUGAGAAAACCUCAAAAAUUACGCCGCGUUAAUUUGUGGAGAGCGCGCGCUAACACUCGUUGACAAUGGAAAACGCAGCGCUUAGCGCUCCAAUUUAGGGACGACAGUAAGGUAUUCCAUGCUCUACCGCCCUAGCACAUGUCGUGAUAACCUACACCACUUUCCGGGGCUAGCCAGUUUGCUCAAUUCCCAAAGUAGCUCAAUAGCUGUAUAGCUGCGAUACACGGCUAUUCACAGACAUAUUCUGCAUAUGCUUGCCAUUUGUUAUUAAUGUGCUUAUGUACAUAUCUGGAGGUGGUGUUCGCGCGAAAAUGGCUCGACGUGUGCUACUCAGUCGCUUGUCGGUUGUUGAGCGUUGCCGACCAACUUAUUUUACGUGUUCUAUAUCACUGUCGCUAGAGCUAUUGCCGUGGCGUGCUUCCUAUCACACCAUGUUGACCGCCGAAAAAUCCACAUCAGUGGUUUUGAUGCCACAACAAGGAAUUACUGUAGCUGCUACACAAGCAGCAGCAGCAACAGCAGCCGCUGCAGCAACUUUAGUCACAACAACAACUACACCGCAACAAACACGUUGCUUUACAGCACAAAAACAUCAACAGCAGCCGGAGUUAAGUGUGGAGCAGCAAUAUGAGGAAUGUAUUAGUGAUCUGAAUACGCUGCAAUCGAACGCGAUAACGAUACGCCGCUCAAUUCUGCUGAAUAAUAAACAGUUGCCAUUAACUGAUACGUACAAAUAUAUGGAGCGAAGUGGCCUUAGUUUGGAUGAAUUGGAGCAUAUACCUUUCAUACACGUGUCUGGCACUAAGGGAAAGGGUUCCACAUGCGCCUUAACCGAAUCUAUUCUUCGUGCGCAUGGCGUUCGCACGGGUUUCUUCAGUUCACCACACCUACUCUCAGUAACUGAGCGACUACGCCUUAACGGUAAACCUAUAUCGAAACAGAAGUUUGUACGUACCUUUCGGAAAGUCUACAAUCGCCUGCGUAGCCAACAACAAUAUGAGGGUGAUAUGCCGGCUUAUUUCAAGUUCCUGACCAUACUUAGUUUUCAUCUUUUCCUCGAGGAGAAAGUCCAAGUUAUCAUUAUGGAGGUGGGCAUUGGCGGCGAGUUGGAUUGCACGAAUGUGAUAAGAAAUACCCAAACGGUCGGCAUUACCUCACUUGGCCUCGAGCAUACGCACCUGCUGGGCGAUACACUGAGCGAAAUUGCUUGGCAAAAGGCUGGUAUUAUCAAGGAAAACGCUGAUGUCUACACAUCUGUAACGCAAGAGGAGUGCCUCGAUGUGAUCAAAGCGCGUGCGAAGGAGCGUAAUGCCAACUUACACAUAGUGCCCGAGUAUGAGGAGUAUUUCCAUAAACCAGAAAUUGAAGCACUACUAUCCAACCUCAAUGAGGUAAUACGACUGAAUGGCUCGCUGGCCAUACAACUCGCCUACGAUUGGCUACGCAAGAAUGGGUAUUCACGAUACAAACAAGUCGAGUCAACAGAGCUAACCAGCGAAGUUGAACGUGGCUUGCAGCAGUGCAAUUGGCCAGGUCGUUGUGAGAUUUUGAACAUUGAGAAUUUAAAGUUUCACAUAGACGGGGCGCACACUGUGGAGAGUAUACGCGUUUGUUGCGAUUGGUACAAGCGUGUAACUGAGAAGAGCACUAACCCACGCGUGCUCAUUUUCAAUACCACCGGCGAACGUGAUUCGAGACGUCUGCUCGAGGUUCUUCACUCCAGUAAUGAAUUCGCGAUAGUUUGCUUUGUGCCGAAUAUUUCUUCGGGCGCCUCUAAUCACAAUGACAACACUUCCGUUUACGGAAUCACUGAACAGCUAAAGCGUGCACGUCUUCACUCGAGUAUUUGGUAUCAAUUGUGCAUGGAAUCGGAGGAAACGGAUACGUCUAAGACUUUUGGUUCGAUUGUCGAUUGUUUGCUGCAUUUGCGUCAAGUUUAUGGCGCUAAACAGGAGGUGGAUGUGCUGGUUACCGGCUCAUUGCAUCUGAUUGGCGCUACAAUGGCGGCAUUUAAGGAUUUUCAGCAAAAAUUGGAGGAACAUGGAAAUGGGGUCUGAAUAAGUAGUGUGUAUGUAUGUAAUGUAUUUAGGGGCUAUGUAGUUCUUUUAGAUAUAGAAACUUAUUUAACUGUUUGCAAAAUAUA
Messenger RNA from Rhagoletis zephyria (snowberry fruit fly), 2363 nucleotides. RefSeq names its product putative folylpolyglutamate synthase. Gene Ontology annotation, biological process: tetrahydrofolylpolyglutamate biosynthetic process. Lineage: Eukaryota; Metazoa; Arthropoda; Insecta; Diptera; Tephritidae. Gene Ontology annotation, cellular component: cytosol; cytoplasm; mitochondrion. Gene Ontology annotation, molecular function: tetrahydrofolylpolyglutamate synthase activity; ATP binding. The record is from RefSeq and is a predicted model, not a curated record.